GUGGGACUCAAAUGUGGUUUGCCCCUGGAUUAAUAGUCAAAAUUUCAAAAUUAUACUGCCAUAUAGAUAGUGAAACAAUGAAAUGAGUUACUUUACACAAUAACACCACCGCCACAUGUUUAACCAAGAAUUUGCUUCCUUGCAAAGACUCUCUAUACUACAAUUAACAUCUGCUUCAAAAAAUUCAGUCUUCCUUGUAGACUGAAUCAUGGUUUUCAGCUACUUUCUCUGUAGCCAAACCAACUCUUAAGGUUCAACAUAGCAAGGUUGAACUCUAAUAUGUUUCAUUCACCACUUUGAUUUUUCUUGGUUUGGAAUAAAUGUCACCUUAUCCAAACAUUACAACAACAAUCAACAAUUUUCCAACAUGAAGGUAUCAUCAUGUUACACACCACAUGUUAACAUAUUUCAAGAAACAAGAUUUGGUUCAGAAGAAGCUCGUGUGUUUCUUCAAAAUUGCAACAGUUUCAACCAACUCAAACAAAUCCAUUCUAGAAUUAUCCGUUUUGGUCUCACACAUGACCAAUUACUUAUCAGAAAAUUAUGUCAAAUUUCUUCUUCAUAUGGUAAAAUCAACUAUGCUACUUUGGUAUUUGAUCAACUCAAUGACCCUGAUACUUUCACUUGGAAUGUUAUGAUUAGAACUUAUAAUACAACUGGUUCACCGAAAAAAGCUCUUUUUUUGUUUAAUGAGAUGUUAUGCAAUGGCUUUUUACCUGAUAAAUUUACAUACCCUUUUGUUCUGAAUGCUUGUAUUGCUUCUGAUUUUAUUGAUUUUGGAAGAGUGACACAUGGUCUUUCGAUAAAAAUGGGAUUUUGGAGUGAUGUUUAUGUGCAGAAUAAUAUGAUGAAUCUUUAUUUCAAGUGUGGGAAGAAUGUAAAUGAUGGGUGCAAGGUGUUUGAUAAAAUGCGUGUUAGAAAUGUGGUUUCUUGGACUACUGCGAUUGCUGGGCUUAUUGCUUGUGGGAAAUUGGAUACUGCCAGGGAAAUAUUUGAGAAGAUGCCUUCUAAAGACGUUGUUUCGUGGUCAGCAAUGAUUGAUGGGUAUGUGAAAUGCGAUCAACCGAUUAAGGCUUUUGAUUUGUUUAAAAGGAUGCUGGUUGAUAAUGUGAGGCCAAAUGAGUUCACUUUGGUUAGCUUGAUCAAAGGUUGUACUGAUUUGGGUAGUCUUAAAUUGGGAAGACGGAUGCAUGAUUUUGCUCUAAAGAAUGGUUUUGAGCUUGGACCUUUCUUGGGUACUGCUCUUAUUGACAUGUAUAGCAAAUGUGGUAGUUUAGAUGAUGCUGUCAAAGUGUUUGGUUUGAUGCAAGUGAGAAACUUGGCUACUUGGAAUACGAUGAUUACUAGCUUCGGUGUGCACGGAUAUAGGAAUGAAGUGCUGGCUGUUUUUGAAGAAAUGGUGAAGGCCAAUGUAGUUCCCGACGUUAUUACUUUUGUAGGUGUUUUGAGUGCUUGUGUUCAAAUGAAAAGUCUUGAAGAAGGCCAAAAGUAUUUCACCCUCAUGACAGAACAUUACGGUAUAACACCUAUCUUGGAACACUAUACAUGCAUGGUUGACCUCUAUACUCGUGCUAAUGAGUUGAAUGAGAUUUGUGCAUUUGGGGACACAAUAUCAGCGUCAACUAAAGCAAAUCAUAAUGUGGCAGAAUUGCUUCAAGAGAGCAAACUCACUUGUGUUGAUGAAAUGGAGAAACUCAUACACAAGCAUUGCAGGGAUUAUGAUUUAUCAGAUUUGGUUUUAGAUCAUUCUGCAACUCCCACCCAGCCAAAUUUCAUCGGUUCGAUUCAAAUUGCAUCUUGAAUUCUUGAUCCAACUGUUGAGAUUUGACUGCACUGGCCGGAAUGCUGCAGGGGAUCCAGGUUACUACAAUAUCAGUGAAACAAGUACAUGAGUUGUGACUUGUUUUAAUGUUCUCUAUCACACCAUGUGCAGCUUAUGUGAAUAUAGCUUCUUAGAUGUGUAUAACAUGCUUCUGGAAUCGUAAUCAUCUCCAAUCAUUUUUAGCAUUAUAGAAUGAUACCAAUUUAUUUUUGAAUUAUACAAUGACAUCAAGUUGAUCCUGAAGUCAUUUCUUUUUGUAGUGAAUUAUUAUUUGUCCACCAAAAUAAUAAAUUUUACAUUUUUUAUCGGGUGUUCCAUUGGCGAGUGAAGGUAUCGUCCGAGGCAGUGAUCAAUGCUUCAGAGAAGUUCCAUUUCUCCUUUGACGACAGAAUGGAGGCAGUGAGGGAAUCAAAGUGUUCGAAUUGUAGGAUAAUGGUCUGCCAGCAUUCUUGUUUUGUUUGCUGCAAUUCAUUUUCAAAAUUUUCCUCUUUAUACCGUUGAAAUUGAUUAAAUGGAGAUGCCGUUAUCUGUAACAUCACCAUUUCUCACCUAGAUUUUAUAGACCUUAUGAAAAUGUUGCAAUGAAUAUCAAUUUACUA
Molecule: messenger RNA, 2421 nt
Organism: Trifolium pratense (red clover)
Lineage: Eukaryota; Viridiplantae; Streptophyta; Magnoliopsida; Fabales; Fabaceae
Product: pentatricopeptide repeat-containing protein At3g26630, chloroplastic-like
Exons: 1
Coding region: 368-1801 (477 amino acids)
Biological process (GO): RNA modification
Molecular function (GO): protein binding; RNA binding
Source: RefSeq, a predicted model, not a curated record